Messenger RNA from Carcharodon carcharias (great white shark), 2423 nucleotides. Its product is annotated as RNA-binding Raly-like protein. Lineage: Eukaryota; Metazoa; Chordata; Chondrichthyes; Lamniformes; Lamnidae. The record is from RefSeq and is a predicted model, not a curated record. Gene Ontology annotation, molecular function: RNA binding. The transcript is spliced from 11 exons. Bases 542 to 1420 code for a protein of 292 amino acids. Gene Ontology annotation, cellular component: nucleus.
GGAAGAGCGGGUGUGAAAGGCCGAGGCGAACCUGAAUCAUUCUGACAGACUGGGUUUGAGGCAGAUGAAUCGGGCCGAGCUUUGAUUUUUGGGGGGAUUUGUGUAUCUGUCAUCCUUUGGGCAUUGCUGGGAGCAGGCUCUCUCGAUCACGUGCCUUUGCCUGAGGCUGAGGGCGCUUCAUUACUUCUUCCACCGCCAUAUUACAAACUUCAGUAUUUUUCUCUCUUGAAUUUUUCCCGCUCGGAAUACGCAUUGUAGCAGAAAUUAAGAAUUUGCAACUACAGUUAAACCUGUACAAAUGGACGCCUGCAAAUAGUGGACACACACUGACAGCCCCAUAUAAUUUGUGCCAUAAUAUACAAUCUGCCCCUUGAAACCACGGUCACUCACAAAUUACGAACUACAGAGAACUUUCAAAUCUUCAAGUGCGUUUGCAACUGGAAACACUGCAAACAGGUCCCUGAUUAACCUCAUGGUGAAGAUCUAUGGAUUAGGACUGAAGAGAACUUUAUCAACAAUCUCCGGGCGAAGAUAAUCUACAAUGACUGGCAAAACACAGACCAGCAAUGUUACCAAUAAGAAUGAUCCCAGAUCCAUCAACUCGAGAGUCUUCAUUGGCAAUCUCAACACUGCCAUUGUGAAAAAAGCUGAUAUAGAAGCUAUUUUUGCCAAAUAUGGAAAGAUAGUUGGCUGCUCUGUGCACAAAGGAUAUGCAUUUGUACAAUACAUGAGUGAAAGGAAUGCACGUGCGGCAGUGGCAGGGGAGAAUUCCAGAAUAGUUGCGGGACAACCCCUUGAUAUCAAUAUGGCUGGUGAACCCAAGCCUUACAGGCCCAAAUCUGGAACGAAGAGGCCUCUGUGUGCCCUGUAUGGCAGUGGUUAUGACUUUGACUACGAUUAUUACAGAGAUGAUUUCUACAGUCGGAUGUUUGAUUACCACGGCCGUGUUCCACCACCACCUCGUGCUGUUAUACCAAUAAAACGCCCACGUGUCACAAUACCUGUCACACGUAGAGGAAAGGGUGGUUUUCCUAUGAAAGGAGGUCCACGGUCUACAAUCACAGGCACAGCCUCUGCAGGACCAAAAUUGAAAUCAGAUGAGCUGCAGACAAUCAAGAAGGAACUGACCCAAAUCAAAAACAAAAUUGACUUCUUACUUGGAAGACUGGAGAAGAUUGAGAAACAACAAAAAGCAGAUGCCGAGUCACAGAAGAAGCAGCUUGAAGAGAAUUCAGAAUCUGCACAUGAGGAAUCCAUAUCAGAGAAUGCAGAAACCUCCACAGAGGAACAAGUGGAAGGGGGCCCUGAUGUUGAUGGAGAUGGGGAAGAGAUGACAGAUGGGGUGGAAGAAGAUUACGAUGAGGAUGGCAGCAAUGAGAUGAAUGAGAAUCAUGUAUCAGACAUGGAGGAUACACAGUAACUGACACGAAUAGAUAAGUUAAAACAAACUGAAGGAGACAUAGUGGUUGAUAACGAUGGACCAGCUGACAUCUGGAAUAAGGUAUCACCUUGAGCAACAACAGAAGAAAAAAUGUAACAUAUAUUAAGACUGAUAGUCAAUCUUGCUUGGGAGUUACUUCAUCUUUGUUGGAGAUUACAUUCGUGACCUUCGAGAGAGAAACUUUCAUCAGAUUUAAAUUCUGUCCAGUUUGUAUGCUUGUUGGAUUUCCAUAGCCAUAACUGUGGAGGAAUUUUUUUAAAACAUAUAUUCUCAGUAUUUUAAAUGUGACAGAAACACAUGUAUCUCUUUUACAUAUAGCCCAUGAUAAAUUAACGUGGCUCUGUAAAGGAAUCUUAACAGAAAUUAUACUCAUAUAGUACUGGGAUAAAGUUAUUUUGAUAUCAGCAUGUAUUGUCAAACCUUGUUUUCAGGUUUGAGUGAUGUUUCAAGUUGUAAUGUGGUCUUGGCUUUAAGUGUGUUAGAGUAAUUGCAUGAUCUAAUUGAUCAUGUACAAACUACACCUAAUUAUAAUUUUUGUUUGUUGUAUGGGAAAUGUGUUAUAUUAAAUGAGCCAGUGAAUUAAAAAGUACAUGUUUGCAUUAACAAGGAUAGCAGGCAAAUCCAGGGGCCAUAUUCUUAAAAUGAUAUUAUUGUUGCAUUUAACGAUUGCAUUCAUUUUAACCUAAGCCGCCUAUGAGGAAACCCAUGGAAGUAAAAUUGGGUUAGGUUUAAAACUAGCAUUGCACCCAAUUCCAUCAGUUUACUGACAGAAGAGUUAAAUUUCCCCCAGAACUUCAUGAGAUAGUGACCCAGAUUUUCUUUUGUAUUUACUCCUGUUAUGGGGCAGUUUUGGAAAUGGGCGGGGAACCAUUUCACAGUCUCCUUGAUGCUUCCCACCACUUUUAUGAUUGUCCUUAGAGAUAAUGAUGGAUGGUAAAUAUGUAUGAAAAUUACAGGGUAAUAAAAGGAAAACAUCAUCCAA